GCCAAGGAGACCAGAAUAGAUCUGCUCACUUCCUUCUUCCAGAUCUUUAUGAUUCCCAACUGUUUCUGCUAAUUCCUGCUUCUCCGUCAACGAAUCCAAUUCAGUGAGAAAUAGCUACGGGAGAAGGGAAAUGGCUGCCGGUGGAUUCGUGAGUCGAGCAUUCGAGUCGAUUCUCAAAGAGUGUGGCGGAAAGAAGUAUCCCGAUCUUCAGAAGUCAAUUCAGGCGUACUUAGAUGGUGCAAAGGAAGUCAAACACCACCCUCCACCCAGUUCAGCAAGUCAAGUAAUAUCUUCAGUUGGUGGAAGUUCACUUGAAACUGAAAAUGGCGUGGAAAAAAGUGGAACUGAAACAGAUGGGUCAAGCGCAGCUCCACAAACUGCCCAGGAGAAGGGGAAUGUUGGUAAGCCAGUAGUUGUGAGUGGAACCAUGACAACUGCCUUAGCAAGUGCUGGUUACACAUUGGAAGGUGCUGAGGUGGAGCUUGUUUUGAAUCCUCUUCGGCUUGCGUUUGAGACUAAGAACUUGAAAAUCCUUGAACCUGCUUUGGAUUGUCUGCAUAAACUAAUUUCCUAUGAUCAUUUGGAAGGAGAUCCUGGUUUAGAUAGUGGAACGAAUGUUCCUCUAUUUACAGAGAUCCUGAAUAUGGUCUGCAGUUGUGUUGAUAAUUCAUCUCCAGACAGUACAAUACUUCAAGUGCUUAAGGUGCUUCUUACUUCUGCGGCAUCCACAAAAUUCAGAGUCCAUGGGGAACCUUUGCUUGGAGUUAUCAGAGUUUGCUAUAAUAUUGCUCUCCACAGCAAGAGUCCAAUAAAUCAAGCAACAUCAAAGGCAAUGUUGACACAGAUGAUCAGUAUCGUAUUUAGGAGAAUGGAGACUGAUCCGGUUCAGGUCUCCUCUUCGUCUAAUCCUUCCGAUCAUACAGAAGUUGCUUCUGCAGACAUUUCUAGUUCAAAUGCUGAAGAAACUUUCUCAGCCAAACAAAACGAGAAAGAAAUGGCUUUAGGAGAUUCACUUAAUGAGGUUAAAGGCACCACUAUUGCAUCUGUUGAGGAAAUUCAUAAUCUUGCUGGUGGUGCUGACAUCAAGGGUUUAGAGGCUGCACUUGACAAGGUGGUGCAUGUUGAGGAUGGUAAAAAGAUUACACGUGGGAUUGACCUUGAAAGUAUGAGCAUUGGAAAACGUGAUGCUUUGCUUGUAUUCCGCACACUUUGCAAGAUGGGUAUGAAGGAAGACACUGAUGAGGUAACGGUGAAGACAAGAAUUUUGUCUCUUGAACUUUUGCAGGGCCUGCUGGAAGGGGUUGGUGAUUCACUUACAAAGAACUUCCAUUUUAUUGACUCUGUGAAAGCAUACCUUUCCUACGCUUUGUUGCGAGCUUCAGUUUCACAGUCUCCUGUCAUAUUUCAGUAUGCUACUGGGAUCUUCUCUGUGCUUCUGUUGCAAUUUAGAGAAAGUCUUAAAGGUGAAAUUGGUGUCUUUUUUCCCUUGAUAGUUCUGCGGUCGUUAGAUAGCUCAGAAUGUCCAAUCAAUAAAAAAAUCAGUGUUCUUAGGAUGCUGGAGAAAGUUUCCAAGGAUCCUCAGAUGCUUGUUGACAUAUAUGUGAACUAUGACUGUGAUCUUGAGGCACCAAACCUGUUUGAACGCAUGGUUACAACUCUAUCUAAAAUAGCUCAAGGGACACAAAAUGCAGAUCCAAACUCUGUUGCUGUAUCCCAGACAACAUCAAUUAAGGGUUCAUCUCUUCAGUGCCUUGUUAACGUGCUGAAAUCACUGGUUGAUUGGGAGAGGUCUCGAAGAGAAUCAGAAAAGUUGGGGCAAAACAGCCAAUCUCUGGAGGAAGAGUUAACUAGAAAAUCUGUUGAGAUGAGCGGGAGGGAAGAUGUAACCAGUAAUUUUGAGAAGGCAAAAGCUCAUAAAACUACAACAGAAGCUGCCAUCUCUGAGUUCAAUAGGAAUCCAGUAAAGGGUGUAGAGCAUCUGAUAUCAAAUAAAUUGGUGGAAAACAAUCCUGCUUCUGUUGCUCAUUUUCUAAGAAAUACUCCCAGUCUAGAUAAGGCAAUGAUCGGUGAUUAUUUGGGCCAACAUGAGGAGUUUCCCCUUGCAGUCAUGCAUGCUUAUGUGGAUUCAAUGAAAUUUUCUGGAAUGAAGUUUGAUACUGCAAUUCGUGAAUUACUUAAAGGAUUCAGGCUUCCUGGAGAGGCGCAAAAGAUAGAUCGGAUCAUGGAAAAGUUUGCAGAACGAUAUUGUGCAGAUAAUCCAGGUCUUUUCAAGAAUGCUGACACUGCAUAUGUUCUUGCAUAUGCAGUCAUAAUGUUAAAUACUGAUGCACAUAACCCUAUGGUCUUGCCAAAAAUGUCAAAAUCAGAUUUUAUACACAUGAAUGCCACAAAUGAUCCCAAGGAUAGUGCCCCUGCGGAACUCCUUGAAGAGAUCUAUAAUUCUAUUGUGAAAGAAGAGAUAAAAAUGAAAGAGGAUAGAGUUGGUAUUGGAAAAAGCAGCAGACAGAAACCAGAAGGUGAAGAGAGAGGCCGUCUUAUUAGUAUUCUUAAUCUGGCUCUCCCCAAGACAAAGUCAUCUACAGAUGAUGCUAAGUCAGAGAGUGAAGCAAUUAUUAAACAGACACAAGCUAUAAUUCUGAACCAAGGAGCAAAAAGAGGAGUUUUCUACACUUCAAAACAGAUUGAAAUUGUUCGGCCCAUGGUUGAAGCAGUUGGAUGGCCAUUGCUUGCUACUUUCUCUGUUACUAUGGAGGAAAGUGAGAAUAAACCAAGAGUUGUUCUCUGUAUGGAAGGAUUUAAAGCUGGAAUACAUAUUACACAUGUUCUGGGAAUGGAUACCAUGCGCUUUGCUUUUUUAACGUCACUGGUCAGGUUUACUUUCUUGCACGCACCAAAGGAAAUGCAUAGUAAAAAUGUGGAAGCAUUGCGUACUCUGCUGAAUCUAUGUGAGUUAGAUCUAGACUCCCUUCAAGACACAUGGAAUGCUGUUCUGGAAUGUGUUUCUCGUCUUGAAUUCAUUACUACAACCCCUGCUAUUGCUGCAUCUGUCAUGCAUGGAUCAAAUCAGAUCUCCAGGGAUGCUGUUGUUCAGUCCCUGAAAGAGUUGGCAGGGAAACCUGCUGAACAAGUUUUUGUGAAUAGUGUCAAACUACCCAGUGAAUCUGUUGUGGAGUUCUUCAAUGCACUUUGUGGUGUAUCAGCUGAAGAGCUGAAACAAGCUCCGGCUCGUGUUUUCAGUUUGCAAAAGCUUGUUGAGAUCAGCUAUUACAAUAUAGCUCGUAUACGAAUGGUUUGGGCUAGAAUAUGGUCUGUCCUAGCAAAUCAUUUCAUUUCUGCUGGGAGUCAUCAUGAUGAGAAAAUUGCUAUGUAUGCAAUAGAUUCUCUCAGGCAGCUUGGAAUGAAGUAUUUGGAGCGUGCUGAAUUGGCCAAUUUCACUUUUCAAAAUGAUAUUCUCAAACCUUUUGUUGUUCUCAUGCGGAAUAGUCGAAGUGAGACCAAAAGGCAUCUAAUAGUUGACUGCAUUGUUCAAAUGAUAAAAUCCAAAGUUGGAAACAUAAAGUCUGGAUGGCGUAGUGUUUUUAUGAUUUUCACUGCUGCUGCAGAUGAUGAUUUAGAGUCAAUUGUUGAAAGUGCAUUUGAGAAUGUUGAACAGGUUACAUUAGAACACUUCGAUCAGGUAGUUGGAGAUUGCUUUAUGGACUGCAUCAAUUGCCUUAUCCGGUUUGCUAAUAAUAAAUGUUCCCAUAGUAUAAGUUUGAAGGCCAUUGCACUUCUCCAUAUAUGUGAAGAUCGUCUAGCUGAGGGGCUUCUACCUGGUGGGGCUCUGAAGCCAAUUGAUAUAGCUGCUGACACAACUUUUGAUGUAACUGAGCAUUAUUGGUUCCCAAUGCUGGCUGGUUUGUCUGACCUAACAUCAGAUCAUAGACCUGAAGUCCGAAGCUGUGCGCUUGAAGUUUUGUUUGAUUUGUUGAAUGAGAGGGGUAGCAAGUUCUCAACAUCUUUUUGGGAGAGCAUUUUCCAUCGUGUUCUUUUUCCCAUUUUUGAUAAUGUGAGAGAUGCUGGAAAGGAAAGCUCAAUUUCUUCUGGGGAUGAAUGGCUACGUGAGAAUAGCAUUCACUCGCUCCAGUUGCUAUGCAACCUUUUUAACACUUUCUACAAGGAUGUAUGCUUUAUGUUACCGCCACUCUUGAGUUUGCUGUUGGACUGUGCUAAACAAACAGAUCAGACUGUCGUUUCAAUUUCUCUGGGUGCGUUAGUGCAUCUCAUAGAGGUUGGAGGACACCAGUUCAGUGAGAGUGACUGGGAUAUGCUGCUGAAGAGCAUAAGAGAAGCAUCAUACACAACACAACCACUUGAGCUGCUCAAUGCUUUGGGUUUUGAUAGUCCAAAGAACCCCUCGGUUGUAAUUAGAGAUUUAGAAGUUCAUACAGAUGGUGGAGUAGAUACUCAUCAGCUUGAUAAAAGUGAUAAUGGAAAAAUUUCUCAGCCAGCACACCCAACUAUUAGUGAUAAUGCCACUUCAAGUACUAUUAAUGCAUCUGUCUCAGAGGAACACAAUCAAGAUUUUGGGUUGCAGUCUAAUAUGGAUGGAUCUGAAGGUAUUCCAUCACCAUCGGGUCGAUCUCAGAAAGCUGCUGAAGCUGGGGGCCUACAAAGAAGUCAAACUAUUGGCCAAAGAUUUAUGGGAAAUAUGAUGGACAACCUCUUCCUCAGAAGUCUCACCUCAAAAUCUAAGAAUCCUACACCAGAGAUCUCAAUACCUUCUUCUCCAACCAAGGUUCCUGAGUGUGUUGAACCUGAUACCAGAGAUGAGGAAAGUCUGUUGAUGGGAACUGUUAGGAGCAAGUGUAUCACUCAAUUAUUGCUUCUUGGUGCCAUUGAUAGCAUUCAGAAAAAGCAUUGGAGUAAUUUGAAAGUGCCACAGAAGAUUGCCAUAAUGGAUAUCUUAUAUUCCUUGUUAGAGUUUGCUGCUUCUUAUAAUUCAUAUUCUAACCUGAGAAUGCGCAUGCACCUUAUUCCUGCUGAAAGGCCGCCUCUAAAUAUUAUUCGCCAGGAGUUAGCAGGAACCUCCAUAUAUCUUGAUAUCUUACAGAAAACAACUUCAGGAUUUAUUAACAAUGAUGAAAAACAUCUAGAAUCCCCUGGCUCUAAAGAUGAUAAAAUUUCUUCAGAAAGCAAUGAUUCAAGCUUCAAUGAACUCUCUGAUGCAGAAAAGAAGAUAGAAGGAAUAGCAGAAGGGAAACUGGUAUCUUUCUGUGAACAAGUACUCAAGGAUGCAUUUGAUCUCCAGUCCAGUGUUGGGGAAACUACUAACAUGGAUGUUCAUAGAGUUCUGGAGUUGCGCUCUCCAAUCAUUGUUAGGGUGCUGGAAGGCAUGUGCUUUAUGAACAAGAAGAUUUUCAGGCAACACCUGAGAGAGUUCUACCCGUUGCUUACAAAACUCGUAUGUUGUGACCAGAUGGAAAUUCGUGGAGCAGUUGCUGAACUUUUUACGGUGCAGUUGAAAGCUCUCCUACCAUAAUUAUUAUUCUUAUAUAAUUUAUAAGCCAUUAUUUUCAAGCUGCUUGCCAUGAACAAUUAUAGACAUUCAGUGCAUAUACCUCAGCAAAGGUCUCCUACGAGAGAAUUUCCGGCGAAUUCAUUCUGGGAAGGCGCGAAAUUGUUUGCCCUAAAUUGUUACGGUUCAGCUGCUGCAUAAGAAUUAGGAGGCCUACUGCCACUACGAACUGAGCUUAAUUUGGGAUUUACAGCCCACAACCGGGAGUUCUUUUACAACGCCCGUCGGAGUUUAGUCGGCCUUUUUUUUAUUUUUUCUAUAGUAUUAUUAUUUGAAUUUGAUGUUUAUAAAAUUUUUUGUUACCA
Molecule: messenger RNA, 5862 nt
Organism: Rubroshorea leprosula
Lineage: Eukaryota; Viridiplantae; Streptophyta; Magnoliopsida; Malvales; Dipterocarpaceae
Source: the annotation of a GenBank genome assembly